GCUUGUAUAAAUGAAAUCAGUUUAAAGAGCAAUUUUGAGGAAGGAAAGAGGCGAAAGUAAAUUUAAAGAAACAGAAAAAAAUCGAUUAAGGAGUCUGUUUAUCCUUCUAGUAGAUUAUUUUAGAGAUGAUAAGACGAUGGAUCAUAACAAAGAAAUGAAUCAAUUAAACUCGCAACUACAAGAUUUGCAAAUACCUUCACCAAUCAUUGAUUACUCCAGCAUCAGAAGUAAAACGGUUUUAGUUAGUCCAACAGAAGAGCAGUUUGAACUUCUACUAAAGCGGUUAAAAGAUCGGAUUGCUGACAGUCGAGGUGAAACAAUUUAUGAAAUUGGCAUUGGAGAAGAUGCAAGUGACUCGGGAUUAGAUUCAGAAGAAUAUGCUGCAUCGCUUGCAACACUUCAGUCAUUGGCUUCCAGUUUAAAUGCAGAUUGUGUUGAAUUGAGACAACGUCGAGGUGAAAAAGGAACAACAGUCGGUCAGUACUUGAUUCGACAGAGAGUUGACGAAACCGACUUUAUGGAGAUUCGAGUUGCUGUAGUUGGAAAUGUAGAUGCUGGCAAGAGUACGUUACUUGGUGUUCUAACUCAUGGGGAAUUGGAUAAUGGACGUGGAUAUGCUCGUCAACGUUUGUUUCGACACAAACACGAAAUGGAGACUGGAAGAACAAGUUCUGUGGGCAAUGACAUUCUCGGCUUCGAUUCCAUUGGCAAUGUUGUGAAUCGAGCAGAACAUGGAAAUCUCGAUUGGGUGAAGAUUUGUGAGCAGAGCGCAAAAGUCAUCACAUUCAUCGAUUUGGCUGGCCACGAACGUUAUUUAAAGACAACAGUUUUCGGUAUGACUGGACAUGUUCCCGAUUUCGGGAUGCUGAUGAUUGGCGCCAAUGCUGGCAUUGUUGGAAUGACGAAAGAACAUCUCGGAUUGUCACUCGCAUUGAGUGUUCCAGUCUUCGUAGUUGUCACUAAGAUCGACAUGUGUCCACCAAACAUUCUCCAAGAAACAUUAAAACUUUUAGUGAAGAUUUUGAAAUCUCAAGGAUGUCGAAAGGUUCCAGUGAUGGUGCGAAAUCAUGACGAAGUCGUUUUGUCAGCAACAAAUUUCGUCUCUGAACGUCUUUGUCCAAUCUUCCAAGUCUCAAAUGUCACUGGCACGAACUUAGACUUGUUGAAAAUGUUCCUUAAUCUUCUGACAACGCGCGUGACUGGCUUGGAUGAAUUGCCUGCCGAAUUUCAAAUCGAUGACACUUAUUCCGUUCCUGGUGUUGGAACAGUCGUUAGUGGAACAUGCUUACAAGGUGUCAUUAAAUUAAAUGACAUUCUUAUGUUGGGACCUGAUGCACUUGGCCAUUUCAUUUCGAUUCCUGUUAAAAGCAUUCAUCGAAAGCGAAUGAAUGUGCGUGAAGUUCGUAGUGGACAAACAGCUUCAUUUGCUCUGAAAAAGAUCAAAAGAUCUCAAAUUCGUAAAGGAAUGGUUCUGGUUAGUCCGGAUUUAAAUCCACAAGCAAGUUGGGAGUUUGAAGGAGAAAUUCUUGUGUUGCAUCAUCCAACAACUAUCAGUCAACGUUAUCAAGCAAUGAUUCAUUGUGGAAGUAUCAGACAAACAGCUUCAAUCCUUACGAUGAAUAAAGAUUGUCUACGAACUGGUGAUAAAGCAAAAGUGAAGUUUCGAUUCAUUAAACAUCCGGAAUAUAUCAAGAAGGGACAACGAAUGGUUUUUCGUGAGGGACGAACAAAAGCAGUUGGAAACAUUCUUAAACCACUGCCACACACGGUCAACACAAACAUCAAUCGAACGAAGCCGAAGUUACAAUCUCGAGGUGGGGGAGUUCAAAAUCAACAGAAUCAAAAUCCAAAUGUUGGGGCAACUGCAUCGACAUCAACAGCAAAUGCUUCAAAUGAGGUGAAAGCAAAUUUGGAUUCUGUUCUUGAGAUCUCGAUGGAUAAACGAAAUGUGAAAAAUAAUAAUCGAGGUGGAAAACGUAAGCGAGCUAACAUGGCAACUGUUAAUUAUCCGGAGCCAACAAGUACAACAACUCCACCUUUACCAGCACAGCAAUGA
Molecule: messenger RNA, 2056 nt
Organism: Clunio marinus
Lineage: Eukaryota; Metazoa; Arthropoda; Insecta; Diptera; Chironomidae
Source: the annotation of a GenBank genome assembly